Molecule: messenger RNA, 3045 nt
Organism: Thamnophis elegans (Western terrestrial garter snake)
Lineage: Eukaryota; Metazoa; Chordata; Lepidosauria; Squamata; Natricidae
Gene: TSGA10
Product: testis specific 10
Source: RefSeq, a predicted model, not a curated record
UCGGUCUGGUUGCUCAUUGGCCUGUCUGGCUUGAGAGGGAAAAAGAGGCGAGGUAGCGGGUAAAGCCGAGAAGCGAGUUGAGGAACCCGGGAAGGAGAGAAGGAAUGAGAAAAGGCAGGCAGUACGCUUUUUGGCGCUCACGAUUUAGCUGCCAUCAUGACCUCUAGGAAAUGCCCUGGGCGCAGGAGGAAAAACACAGAAUUUAUCGCAAAGAGAAUCACAACAAGAGAAGAGCUUGCAUUAAGAGGUCCAUUGAUUGAAAGUGACAGAACUUCAAAAACUGAAGACAGAUUUAGGCGCAAAGACAAAAUAAUCCAGGAAUUGCUCUUAGAGAUUGAACAUCUAAAAACAGAAAAUCUUGAUUUGGAGAAGCAUGUUAGGAAAAUACUUAACAGUAAAGAUAAAGUAACAACCCAAGUGGACAGUUUGACCAGUGAGAAUGAAUAUCUUUGUAAAGAACUUGCUCAUGUAGAUAAGAUAGCUGAACAACUGGAAAAAGAAAGAGAGUUUGUACUUGAUAGUGCUGGCCAGGAACUUUCAGAAGCCAAGUCUCAGAUUAAAUUCCAACAAAAUACUAUUAAAAAAUUGGAACAUACGGUCAGCAUUCUUAAAUCUGCGACCCUGGAUGUUGAAAAGUCAGACGGAAAGCUCAACAGUUUUGUAAAAACAGUAGAAGAAGAGAAAGAUUAUUAUAAAUCUGAAGUAGAAAAAUUGAAGAAGAUGUAUCGAAGUACAAGUCCUAAACGCAGCCCGUCUUGUUCGAUUACAAUUUCCUCCCCAAUUCAGGGAAAGCAGAGUGAUAAAGAAUGUCUACAAAUUUUGAUAGAACUUGAUGAAUUUAAGACAAUGCUGGAAAAAUAUCAACGUCAUAUAACAGAACUCCAGGGCAAUAUUAAAGUUCUCAUGGCAGAAAGAGACAAAGCUGUUUGUCUUUAUUUAAACACCAGCACAGGAAGAAGUAAAUCAACAAAGAAAGAACUUAUGAAAAUCCCCAAGCUUCUACAGACUGCAGUGACUGUUCAGGCUGUCUUGAGACUGUGAAACAGAAAGGGAUGCGCCAUUUCUGAUUUUCGAAGUGCCGCUGAACGUGAUAGCUUGAGAGAGGAGGUUAAAGGUUUGAUUGCUCAAGACACUGCAUUGAAUGAAAAGGCUCACCUGGAACAUAGAAUUGAGGAACUGGAAUUAAAUAUUCAAAGCCUUGACAAUGAACGAUUAGAACAACUAUCGAAAAUAGAACUGUUGAAGGAUGCUAUUGAGUCUAUAGAAAGGGAGAUGAAAAUAUUGGGAAGAAGGGCAUCAGAUUCUGAAAAUGAACUUGGCAGACAGAAAGCAGCUAACACUUCACUAAGCAUACUGAAUGAAAAGAUAGAACAUAACUUUACAGAGGCAGAACGACAACUUUCAAAGAAAAAACAUGAAUUACAACUUACUCAAGAGAAAAAUAUGUGUUUGGAGGGAAAAAUUGAACAACUUUCAAAAGAAAGCCUGGAGCAACAAGGACAUAUUUGUACUCUUAAAGAUACAAUAAAUGAGAUGGAGGCAGAAAAGGAUUCUUUACAAGAUCUUCUGGAAGAUAAAAGAGAAAAAAUUCUUACAUUAGAAGAAAGUUUGGCCAUUCAAGAGAAGACAAUUUCAGAUCUGAAAGGUAUUCUUUCUGGCAUGGAACAUUCAUCAAAGCAUUCUACUGAAGCAUUAUGCAAGUAUGAACAAGAUAUUGGCAGACUACACCAAUUGUUAGAUGAUGCUAAUACUGAACUUAAUCAGACUUGCAGAGAGAAAGAUAUGUUAACUAGGGAACAUUCAAAACUAAAGGAACAACUUUGUGCCUUUAAGCAAGAAAAUCAGCUUCUAUUUGAGAAACUCAGUAAAAGUCAGAAUGAUUUUGAUGACAUGAAGUUGAAAAUUGAAGAUUUUCAAAGAUUGAAGUCCUUACUGAACUCCAAAGAGAAAGAUAAUGAAGAUCUUAUGGAAAACUUUCACAUGAUCCGUGAACAGGCAGACAGAUGGGAAUCAAAGUUGCAUCAAAUGGAAAAAGAUUAUAACUGCAUCCAGAUGGAACUUCUCAGUGCAGAAUCUGAGAACCAUAGACUGAAAGAGCAAGCAGAAUCGCAUGAAAUAGCAAUUGGACAACAUUUAGCAUCUGAAAAAGCCUAUAAGUCACAGAUUUCUACUUUAGGUAAGUCUCUGAUGAAAAUGGAGGAGAAACUUGAGAAAGUCCACCUGGAAAAGGUUUCUAUCCUCUCAGAUUUGACUUCUGCUCGGGAACUCUGCAUUAAACUGGAUACUAGCAAUGAGUUAUUAAGCCGGCAACUAAAGAACACAACAAAAGAAGUAGAAAGAUUUCAGAAUGAAUGGGAAUCAUCUCACUCAGAAAUAGAAUUUCUGAGAAAGCAACUCAACAAUGAAAGAAGCUCAAUUAAAAACUUGGAAUCUUUGUUAACAGCCAAUCGAGAAAAAGAGUAUCAAUCUCAGAUGAUAAGUCAAGAGAAGGAUUCUGAAAUACAUCUUCUUAAAGAGCAACUUACUCUGGCAGAAAACAAAAUUGCUAUCCAGAAUCGAGAUUUUUCACAGAUCAAAAACACAAUUACUCAACUGGAAUCUGAGUUAGAUAUCACCAAAAGACAGUUGGGCACAGAACGCUUUGAAAGGGACCGUGCAGUCCAAGAACUUCGCCGGCAGAGUCGUACAGCUUCAUACCAUUUAACUUCUACAAUAAGAUCAAUAUCACCUGAACGUUGCAGGCACUGGUCUCCUGAGAGGUCUCUGGAUAGAUCUUUGGAUGGAGAUUCUAUUUCAAAGGACUUCUAAUUGAAGAAGAUAUGGAAAAAUUAACUUCCAUUAUAAAAAUACCAAUACAUGCCAAACCAAACUCAAGGUUUAUUAAAACAAUUGCUUUAAUCCAAUUGGUAAAGGAUAAUGUUCAGAGUGCUUAUUAACUGAAGAAGCCUACAUACACAAAUAUGUUAUUUGGGGCAUUACAAUAAAAGCUAUUAUUGUUUUAUAAAAAUUUUAUUAUCAAAAAGAUGUUUCGAAAUGAAAAUUGAA